Molecule: messenger RNA, 2657 nt
Organism: Tetranychus urticae (two-spotted spider mite)
Lineage: Eukaryota; Metazoa; Arthropoda; Arachnida; Trombidiformes; Tetranychidae
Source: RefSeq, a predicted model, not a curated record
UCUGUUUUCGUGGGCGCUUAUUUGUUAGCUGAGAAAUUUUCAGCAGCUUCAGACAAAAUAAAUUUAAUGUUGAUUAAUUCUAUUUUAAACAAUUUUAUUUUUUCCAUUAUUCAUUGUAAAUUUUAAUUGUUGUUCCAUGUAAAUACAUCUGGUUUCACUAUGCCAGGAUAUCUUAAAUUCAUCGAACUUGAAAACUUCAAGUCUUACAAGGGACAACAAAAGGUUGGCCCAUUGAAACCUUUUACCGCGGUUAUUGGACCCAAUGGAAGUGGUAAAAGUAACUUUAUGGAUGCAAUUAGUUUUGUGCUUGGUGAAAAGGCAUCCAAUUUGAGAGUUAAAAAAUUAUCUGAACUGAUCCAUGGAGCAUCAAUAGGUCGCCCUGUCAGUAAUUCAGCAUCGGUCACUUUGGUGUAUGAAGACUCCGAGAGUGGUCGACAGACAAGGUUUUGUAGGUAUGUGCAAGGAGCCAGCUCGGACUAUAAGAUUGACAACAAUCCAGUGUCAAAACAGGAUUAUGCCAAAAGGUUAGAAACUCUUGGAAUUAACGUGAAAGCAAGAAAUUUUCUUGUCUAUCAAGGAGCUGUGGAGUCAAUUGCCAUGAAAAAUCCACGGGAAAUUACUUCACUGUUUGAAGAAAUAUCUCACUCUAAUGAGUUUAAAGAGUCUUACAUCAAUGAAAAGACUACAAUGGAUCGCAGUGAAGAAGAGUUACAUCAUAUGUUUGUCAAAAAGAAGGGUAUUGCUGCAGAAAAGAAGGAAGCUCAAGGCGAGAUCAAUGAAGCUAAGAGAUAUCAAACUCUUAAAGAGGAACUUCAUAUUUUACAAGUUAACCAGCAACUUUUCAAAUUGUAUCAUAUACAAAAAGAAAUAGAUGGUCUACAAAGUGACUUGAAAAAGAAAAGAGAUGAUUUGGAUGUACAGGUUCGCAAGAAAGAAAAAGCAGAAGAAGAAAUUAAGAUCAAAAGGCAAAAUCUUAAUAAAAUAACAAAAACAUUGGCCAAUAUCGACAAACAAAUUCGAGAUGUAGAACUGAAUUUGAACAAGAAACGACCUGCAUACAUAAAAGCUUAAGAAAAUGCUUCUCAUAUCGAGAAAAAAUUACAAACAGCCAAAAAAUCAUUGACUGCUGCCAAAAAAGCUGACGAGAAUCAUCAAGAAGCAAUCAUGGAAUUAACUAAAGAACUGGAAAAAGUUAACGAGAAAAUUGCAGUCUUUGAAAGUGAGAUGAAAGCUGAAGAUGCGAACAAAAACCGGGAAAUCGUUCUUGAAGAAUCUCAGAGGCGAGAAUACAAUAGGUUGAAAGAAGAAGCUACUCGUUUGUCUUCUAAGUACUUGAAUGACUUGGAUUCAUUGGAGAGAAAGCAAAAGGCUGACUCUGACAAAUACGAACAAGAACAAAGAGACCAACAACAAAUCCAGUCCAGAAUAAGAGUUUUGCAAAAUGAACUCGAAGAAAAUAUGAAAAGAAUUGACAAGCUUAAAGAUAACAUUUCAAUGAGUGAACAAAGUCUCAGUGAGUUAAGAAAAAAGGAGAAAGAAAUCGACGAAAUUGUCAGAUUUGCGAAAGAACGAGUCACCACCAUCAAUAAGAAACUUGAACAAAUAAACGGUGAAUUGGGAGAUGCCAAGGUUGACCGUCACGAAGAUGAAAGAAGGAGAAAGAAGGCUGAAGUUGUUGAUCAUCUAAAGAAACUCUAUCCCGGUGUUUACGAUCGUAUGUUAAAUCUUUGUAAACCCAUUCAUAAGCGUUACAACAUGGCUAUCACCAGAGUUAUGGGUAAACACAUGGAGGCAAUUGUUAUAGAUAAAGAAGAGACUGCUCGAAGAUGUAUUCAAUACCUCAAAGAUCAAAUGAUGGAGCCUGAAACUUUUCUACCUCUUGACUAUAUCGAAGUGAAACCUUUGAAAGAACGUCUCCGAAACAUUCAAAGUCCAAAAGGUGUGAGACUUGUUUAUGAUGUUUUGAAAUACGAUCCUCCGCAAAUUGAACGAGCUGUUCUAUUUGCCACCAAUAAUGCAUUAGUCUGUGAAACUCCUGAGGAUGCUGCUCAAGUUGCUUUUGAUUUGGGUGAUGGUCGUCGUUAUGAUGCUGUUGCACUAGAUGGUACUUUCUAUCAGAAGUGUGGUUUCAUCUCUGGAGGUUCCGCAGAAUUAGAAAGAAGAGCCCGUAGAUGGGACGAAAAAGAAGUCCACAAAUUGAAAUAUGAAAAAGAAAAAUUAGCUGAAGAAUUGAAAGAACAGCUAAAGAAAACUCGUAAAGAAAGUGAUCUAAUGGUAAUUCAAAGCCAAAUUAAAGGUUUGGAAACCCGUUUACGUUACUGUAGGAUCGAUAUGCAACGUAUAUGCAACCACGCACACAACCAACACUUAUAGUAAGAUACACUCACACACAUACAUACACUUUGUGACAAUCGAUAUGCCUUUUUAGUAACAACCGAUGAUUUUGACUCAAAGACUUCUCUUAUUUUACCCAAUUCACUUGAAAUUGUGUUCUUGUUUGACCAUCUCUUUCAGUGUUGACCACAUUCUCUUGAUUUUUUCAAUAAAUUGUUGCGAUCCGCAAUUAUCUCAUUCCUUGACUUCAAAUUUAAAUUACGAUCGAUGUUAUGCAUCUGUAAUUUCAUUGUGAACUAUUUUGAGGCGCAAUUGCUUCAAUG